AAGCGACCGGAAGUGAACGUUCACACGUUUGUCCUCCACUGGCCGUCGUCCUUCUGGUAAUAAGCUGUAGGACAUCUCACCUAAAACCAUGGUGUUCGAGGAGAAAGUGAUCUCAAACGGUGAUCCGCAGGAGGAGGAAGAGGAAGAGGAUGAGGAAGAGGAACUGGUGGACCCCUUAGAGACAAUUCGGCAGAAAUGUGAGCAGACUGAGCACUGUGUCCACGCACGGGAGAAGCUGGAGAUUUGUGAAACCCGAGUGGGCUCACGGUCGGCGACCACAGAGGACUGUACUGAGGAGCUCUUCGACUUCCUGCAUGCACGAGACCACUGUGUGGCGCACCAGGUCUUUCACUCGAUCAAAUGAGGUCCAAGACGUCAUCAUGACCUCUGUGCUUCUAGAUGCCCCCCAGUGUCCACAGUGUGACGUCAAAGCCACCCUUCCAUGCCCAGCACCAGUGUGUUUAUGUUGAACUGUUGUAAUGUGUACAUUUCUAAAAUAAAAUGUAUAAUCUGUAUCAA
This is a messenger RNA of Electrophorus electricus (electric eel), 519 nucleotides long. It is a transcript of the gene uqcrh, whose product is annotated as ubiquinol-cytochrome c reductase hinge protein. Gene Ontology annotation, biological process: mitochondrial electron transport, ubiquinol to cytochrome c. Lineage: Eukaryota; Metazoa; Chordata; Actinopteri; Gymnotiformes; Gymnotidae. The record is from RefSeq and is a predicted model, not a curated record. Gene Ontology annotation, cellular component: respiratory chain complex III.